AUGGGCCUUGCCCCUCUCUUCUCCGUGUUCUCGUCCUUCGGCCCAUUCGGCCCACCCAACGCAUUCAACGUCCCCCAGAAUCCCCGACUUUUGGACGGGUCCGCGCAAAUGCAGCAACGUGGGCCGACUAUCGUUGCGAUUCGACGGCAUCGCCGGGGAAAUUUGAUCAAUUUUGACUUUGUACCCCGGUGGGGUUACAGCCCGGGGUUGGCCCAGACAAAAUUCCCCGUGGUGGCGGAAGGGGUGGGUACAUCGUAUCGUGGAGGCUCGGCUUUGGGGGCCCUCAUUGACCUGUUGUUGAUGGACCUCUGCGGGCAGCCCGAGGAGGAACCCCCACAUCGCGCUGUUGCGCUCCUCUACCCUUCCUUAAUACGGCUUUUCCUGGUUUCCUGCGUCUGCUUCACAGGCGCCUGCGACCACACGGUUUCCGCAUCUCGAACCGCGCAGGUUUGCCCUGGCUGGGCGCUCGGGAAACGUCCGCAGGACGUGCCGCGCCGCCAAGAGGGGGGCGAAGGCCACUCCACGGGGGCGAAACUGGGCAAACCCUGGGGCAUCGCCGGAAGAGGUAAGCACGCCGCUGCUUGGCGUGGGGACCAAGCCUUUGACGGCCGGCUUGAGUUUCGGUCGACGCUAGACGCUAAUCGAUCGGAGAUUGCUCUGGACAGAGUCUCCGUGCGCGACCAUCCCAACCCAGUCGGCAGGGAGUACGGUGCUCCGGACUCACCCGUGCUUGUCCGGACCGACUUCAGCGGGCUGGAAUUGAGUUCGGAGGCGACGGUCGACCCGAGCCAAGGCAUUCCAUUCCAUAUAUUCUUCGUUGACCUCACUAGCCAAACCCUGCUUUCCGCCGAUGCCGGGCGAUGUGGCUUGCAUGCGACAAGGUUUUUUGCCGGACAUCGGCAGUAG
Messenger RNA from Penicillium canariense, 906 nucleotides. RefSeq lists its product as uncharacterized. The transcript has 5 exons. Bases 1 to 906 code for a protein of 301 amino acids. The record is from RefSeq and is a predicted model, not a curated record. Lineage: Eukaryota; Fungi; Ascomycota; Eurotiomycetes; Eurotiales; Aspergillaceae.